This is a messenger RNA of Trematomus bernacchii (emerald rockcod), 362 nucleotides long. It is a transcript of the gene pth4, whose product is annotated as parathyroid hormone 4. Gene Ontology annotation, molecular function: hormone activity; peptide hormone receptor binding. The record is from RefSeq and is a predicted model, not a curated record. Gene Ontology annotation, cellular component: extracellular region. Lineage: Eukaryota; Metazoa; Chordata; Actinopteri; Perciformes; Nototheniidae. The coding region runs from base 9 to 362 and encodes 117 amino acids. The transcript is spliced from 3 exons. Gene Ontology annotation, biological process: adenylate cyclase-activating G protein-coupled receptor signaling pathway; regulation of chondrocyte differentiation; bone mineralization.
UUCAUAAGAUGCAGAUGUCCCACAGACCUGUGCAGUGGCUCGCUGUCAUGCUUCUCGUUGUUUUUACAGCUGCUCGGUGUCAACAGAACGAGAGCCGUCGAGCUGUGAGCGAGCACCAGCUGAUGCACGACCGCGGCCGAAGCAUCCAGAGUCUCAAGAGGCUCAUCUGGCUGUCCAGCGCCAUCGAGGGUCUCCACACUGCCCAGACCCGCUCUACUUUCAACCCCACAAAGACCCUGAACCUGGCUCUGAAUCCAGCGCUGGUGUCUGGGGCCGGGAGCCCACAGCCCCCCCGGGUUCAGAGCCUCCUGAGAGACUUCUUUAACCCUUACCUGACUCAACAGUCAGACAGGGAGGCCUAA